CCUAAGACAGUGGGAUGGGAAAACAACGUAUACAUACAUCAUCAGUGUGUAUCUUGUUCUCGUUCGCUUUAGAUCGUUCUUCGUUCAUACUUAUUAUUAAACAAAAUGGACGUUUUAGUGAAUCGUUAUUAUAAUAUUAAUCGAUUGCUUUUAUUAGUUAUCGGUUCUUGGCCAAUGACUGAAAAAUCGUUUAUAAAUUCGGUUAUAGAAAUGAUACAAAGUUUUUUUGUUUAUGUCAUUCUUAUCUCAUCUAUACUUGUUCAGAUAUUUAAACUCAUCACAUCUGAAGCUACACUCGAUCUUUUCGUAAACGUUUCUUCUUAUGCGUUUCUUUGUAUGGUAUAUCUUGCGAAGUAUGGUCUUCAUAUGUUACAACUUGAAAACAUAAAGUGUCUUAUUAUACGAAUUCAAAGUAAUUGGAAUUUAUUGAUCGACGAGAAGGAACUCGAAAUUAUGGAAGAAUAUACGCAAAAGGGAAAAAAAUUUACGUUCAUCUGUCUAAUUUUGUCCUGCUUUACGAUUAUCGUACUCCUGACUUGGACGAGUUUUUUGUUUAUUUCCGAUGUACUCUUACCAUUAAACGGAUCUCAUCGAUUGGAAUGUCCGUUUGUGGCGGAAUAUUUCAUAGACGAGGAGGUUUAUUAUUAUCCUAUUUUACUACAUAUGUAUACGAUAUUUCUCGUCGGACUGAUUGUUGUUAUUGCGACUGAAGCAUUUUAUACUAUAUGCGUGCAACAUGCCUGCGGUCUUUUUCAUAUCGUUGGAUAUCGUUUCGAGCAAGUAUUCAACGACAGUAUUUUAAAUUCUAUUUCGUUAUCGAGAAAGAGUUUUGAAAUCGAGAACUCGAUCGUUCGUGCUAUUAAUUCGCAUCAAAAUGCUAUUGAGUUCGUCGAUCAUAUGAAUUCCUGUUUCUCAAAUUCUUAUUUCAUCUUGACGAUUUUGGGCGCCAUCUCUCUAAUUAUGAAUUGCACUGACAUUUUACAAGCUAUGAAUCCGAAUAAGAAUUAUAAUCUGAUUAGUGCUUCUGUUCGUGUACUUAAUGCUUUUGUACGUAUCGUUAAUAUCAUUUGUUAUAUGUUUGGCAUAUUUUAUUAUGGACAGAAACUCAUAGAUUGUAGUACCAAUAUUUUAGAGAAAGCAUAUACUAUUCCUUGGUAUCUGACAUCUUCGAAGAUAAAAUUUUCUUUAAUGAUGGUUUUGCAAAGAAGCUUGAAGAAAUCUACUUUAUUUAUUGGCAAUUUAUUUCCUAUGUCGUUGGAAUUAUUUGGAACGAUCUUAAAAACGACGUCUUGUUACAUUACGACACUUCAUGCAUUGCAAUAUUGAUUAGAACAAUUCUGUAAUAUGUAAAAGUCAAGUUGUCAUACGUGUGUAUAUAUACAUACACACACACACACAUACACACAUACAUGCACAUAUACGAUCAGACGCAUGUUCGCAUUGAUAUAAUUUGAUUGAUCAAUGUGCAUAAUACUCACUACA
Messenger RNA from Vespula pensylvanica (western yellowjacket), 1482 nucleotides. RefSeq names its product odorant receptor Or2-like. The transcript is spliced from 9 exons. Bases 106 to 1326 code for a protein of 406 amino acids. Gene Ontology annotation, molecular function: olfactory receptor activity; odorant binding. Lineage: Eukaryota; Metazoa; Arthropoda; Insecta; Hymenoptera; Vespidae. Gene Ontology annotation, cellular component: plasma membrane. Gene Ontology annotation, biological process: sensory perception of smell; detection of chemical stimulus involved in sensory perception of smell. The record is from RefSeq and is a predicted model, not a curated record.